Oncorhynchus keta (chum salmon) is the source of this 3986-nucleotide messenger RNA. RefSeq names its product SLIT-ROBO Rho GTPase-activating protein 2-like. Gene Ontology annotation, biological process: signal transduction; negative regulation of cell migration. The record is from RefSeq and is a predicted model, not a curated record. NCBI's taxonomy places the organism in Eukaryota, Metazoa, Chordata, Actinopteri, Salmoniformes, Salmonidae. Gene Ontology annotation, cellular component: cytoplasm. Gene Ontology annotation, molecular function: protein binding.
GGGUUAUUUUUUGAGAAUUUGUGAAAAAAGCACCAAAUAAAUCUUCACGAGGGACUUCAAUUAAAUAGUAAAUCUCGUAUUCUCAUUGAAGUCGACAUACGAGGAGGAAGAGCAGAGAGCCACGGAGCCAAGCCAUCCUCCGAUCGUCGUGGUUACAGCCACUCACUGAAGGACUCAACUUUUUGGGAGUCUCCUCAUCCGGCCGUGCUGGCUGACUGGUUAUUGUUGGUUUAGGGGAAUGCAUCUCUCCUCUGUUUGCUCUAUAAACGGGUUUGGGAACGCAUUGAGGAAGGGGUCCACACGAAUGGGAAUACGGCAGCGCCAAACUCUUGCAAUGCGGCCAGAGUGAAGGGGGUAGAAGACAAUACCAUUCCACGGGCUGUGGGGCUGCUCGCUAUCAAUAUUUCAGUGGGGUCUGCUUCCAAGCGAAUAGUUACAGUUCCAUUUUUUUUUCUCUGAUUGCUCCUAUAACCCAUUAUUGCGACGAAUAGUGUUUUUGAUUAGAAGAACAAGCCAUGACGUCUACGGCCAAAUUCCGAAAGGACAAGGAGAUCGUAGCCGAAUAUGAGACUCAAGCCAAAGAGAUCCGUGCCCAGCUGGUGGAGCAGUUGAAGUGUCUGGACCAGCAGUGUGAGCUGAGGGUGCAGCUGCUGCAGGACCUGCAGGACUUCUUCAGGAAGAAGGCGGAGGUGGAGAUGGACUACAGUCGUAACCUGGAGAAACUGGCCGAGCGGUUCCUUACGAAGACACGCAGCACCAAGGACCACCAGCUCAAGAAGGAGCAGAGUGUGCUGUCUCCAGUCAACUGUUGGAACCUGCUGUUGACUCAGGUGAAGAGAGAGAGCCGAGACCACGCGACCCUCUCUGACCUCUACCUCAACAACAUCAUACCGCGCUUCGCCCAGGUCAGCGAGGACUCCGGACGACUCUUCAAAAAGAGUAAGGAGGUCGGCGUUCAGCUUCACGAGGAUCUGAUGAAGGUCCUGAACGAGCUCUACACGGUGAUGAAGACAUACCACAUGUACAACACAGACAGUAUCAGCUCUGAGAACAAACUGAAGGAUGCAGAGAAACAGGAGGAGAAGCAGAUGGGGCGUUCUGGUCGCCAGGACGACAGACAGACUCCCAGGUCACCUGACACACUGGCCAGCGUCAAGACUGAGGAGAAACAUGUCCGACGCUCCUCGGUCAAGAAGAUAGAGAAGAUGAAGGAGAAGAGGCAGGCUAAGUACACAGAGAACAAGCUGAAAGCGGUCAAGGCGAGGAAUGAAUACCUGCUGGCUCUGGAGGCCACCAACAGCUGUGUGUUCAAAUACUACAUCCACGACCUGUCUGACAUCAUAGACUGCUGUGACCUGGGCUACCAUGCCAGUCUCCACCGUGCGUUGCGGACCUACCUGUCAGCGGAGAUGAACGUGGAGGCGUCUAAACACAGCGGUCUGGAGGGCCUGGAGAGGGCAGUAGAGAGCCUGGAGCCCAACGGGGACAAGCAGAGACUGAUGGAAACCUACAACAACGUCUUCUGUCCCCCCAUGCGCUUCGACUUCCAGUCACACAUGGGAGACACGAUGGGGGUAGUCUGUGCCCAGCAGCCAUUAGAAGGGGAAUUACUCCAGAGGUGUCAGCAGCUGCAGUCCCGUCUCUCCACCCUCACGAUCGAGAACGAGGAGGUGAAGAAGACUAUGGAGGCCACUCUGUCGACCAUCCAGGACAUGGUCACCGUGGAGGACUAUGACGUCAGCGAGUGUUUCCACCACAGCAACUCCAUGGAGUCGGUCAAAUCCACCAUGAGCGAAUCAUUCCUCAGCAAGCCCAGCCUGGCCAAGAGACGGGCCAAUCAGCAGGAGACGGAGCAGUUCUACUUCACGAAACUGAAGGAGUUUCUGGAGGGGCGGAACCUGAUCACCAAACUGGAGGCCAAACAUGAGCUGAUACAGAAGACUCUGGGAGAGAGUCAGAAGACUGACUGUUGUCUUGCCAGUGACAGGAGGAACUCUGCACUACGGAAGCAGGAGGCUGGCCAGGUCAUCCCUCUGAUGGUGGAGAGCUGUAUCCGCUUCAUCAGUCGCCAUGGUCUGCACCAUGAGGGCAUCUUCAGAGUGUCUGGCUCUCAGGUGGAGGUCAACGACAUCAAGAACUCCUUUGAGAGAGGUGAGGACCCGUUGGCGGGGGAUCAGAAUGAUCACGACAUGGACUCCAUCGCUGGCGUUCUGAAGCUCUACUUCAGAGGCCUGGAUCACGCCCUCUUCCCCAAGGAAGUCUUCCAUGACCUCAUAUCCUGCGUCUCUAUGGAGAACCUGCAGGAGAGGGCUGUCCACAUCAGGAAGGUUUUGCUGUCUCUGCCCAGCAACACUCUCAUCGUCAUGAGAUACCUGUUUGCCUUCCUCAACUACCUGUCCCGGUACAGUGAGGACAACAUGAUGGAUCCCUAUAACCUAGCCAUCUGCUUCGGGCCCACACUGAUGUCAGUCCCAGAGAGCUGUGACCAGGUGUCCUGCCAGGCCCACGUUAACGAGCUCAUCAAGACCAUCAUCAUCCACCACGACGGGGUCUUCCCCGGCCCACGGGACCUGCAGGGGCCCGUCUACAUCAGCCCAGGGGCCACUGAUGAGUACUGUGAUCCCCACUGUGAGCCCCCCCUGGUGGACAUACCUGCUCCCGACACCAUCUCUGUCAUCCACAACAGCGAUGAUGGCUCGUUGGUCGUUUCAGAAUCGGACCCAAUAGAGGCCAUUGCUCGCUUCGACUUCUCUGGACGGACCAACCAGGAGCUGUCAUUUAAGAAGGGCGCGUCUCUCCUCCUUUUCCAGCGAGCCAGUGAUGACUGGUGGGAGGGCCGACACAACGGAGUGGACGGACUGGUGCCUCACCAGUACAUAGUGGUUCAGGACAUGCCGGACGGAGGCAGAGGCAGUCCGAAGUCUGAAGCGGAGUUGCAGGAGGAGAGAGUGUCUACUAGGGGCACUGCUGCCUCUCCUACUGGAGCUCAUGUAGCAGACAUCUACCUAGCCAACCUCAACAAGAUGAGGAAGAGGCCUGAGUUGGGGAGUAUCCGUAGGACCUUUUGGGGGUCUGAGGGAGUCCAGGGGGGUGAUGUGUCCCUGUCUGGGGCGACAGGAGGGGGCGUAAGGACAGCCAGUCUGCCAGUGGGAGGGGCUCUGGUGAAGGAGGGCGGCGACAAGCGACCGGUCAGCGCCCACAGUGUCCUCAACUCCUCGAUCACGCGCCACUCCUCUCUCAAGACCAAGGUGGAGAGCCCUCAGUUCUGCAAGGCGACUACCACGGGCCGCUCUAAGAGCUUCAGCAACCACCGGCCCCUGGAUCCUGAGGUCAUCGCUCAGAUGGAGCCCACCUCACAGGAUAUCGAGGCGGCUAUGAGCUCUGCUCUGAGUGAGCUGAAAGAGCUGGAGAGGCAGAGCAGUGUCAAGCACACGCACACCCCCGACGUGGUGCUGGACACACUGGAGCAGCUGAAGGGUGUGUGUGGGGGUGGCGGGGCGUCCGAGCCCUCCAGUCCCCUCCACUCCCGUCUGCUGAGGGACAGCGAGGGCGCAGGGCCUCCACACUCACACCCCCUCCAACGCAGCGCCUCGUCCGCUAGCGACGUCCCCUCCUCCUUCCGCCCCUCCAAGCCCAGGAGCCCCCUGCCCUCUUCCGCAUCCUCCUCUCUCGCCUCCUCAGCCCUCUCUGCCUCCACUCCCUCCUUCCGAGAGCCUCGCCCUCCAGCCACGCGGCCCAAGCCGGUGGUUUUCCCCAAGGGUGGAGGAGGCGGCAGUCCGGCUAUGGGCUCCCCAACCACCAGUCCCCCAACCCCUCCUCCCCCACCCCCACCCCAACCCAAUGACAAGUCCUGCCCUGCCUGAGGGCACUCUCUCUCUCACACACACACACACACACACACACACACACACACACACACACACACACACACACACACACACACACACACACACACACACACACACACACACACACACACACACACA